AUGAUUUUCAUGUAUUUACUGUUCCUCUGCUGUUUGUCUCCCUGCGCCGCAGAUCUAUGCAACUGGAGUGGAAGGUGAGGAAUUGUAUUUAUUUCUGUGGAUUAUAGAUAUUUUCGUUUUAUUUCAUUGUUCAUUAAUAAUGCUUUUUUUUGUAGUCAGAACUUCAAACCGGUAUUUGACUUUGGGAUCGCGUUUAGCCUUUCUAAAAACGUUGUUGUCUAAAUAUUUAUAAUUAUUAUCUGUUUAUACCAAUAUCCUAAUUGUUUUCUAUCAAAAUGGGCUUUGUCAAAAUAAUAAAAUACAAUUACGCUAUUUUUAACACUUGGAUUGAGUAGGGGAAAAUAAUAUACCUAUUCUCUGUGAGUAUAGGCUGAUCUCUCUCGUCUUACAUUAUUUUCUGACCUGCAUUGGUUUCUGAGUGAGUGUGCCCAUUUGAACCCUUCUCCUUGUUCUUGGAUUGCAGUGGCUUGGCGCGUGAGGCUGAGGCGAACUCGCGGACUGUGCAGCAGGUGCGGCUGCGUUGCACCGAGGGUUCGGUGGAGUGGGUCUACCCGGGCCAGGCGCUUCGGGUCGUCCUGGAACCCAACCUGUCCUCUGCGCGCCACACAACGGUCUGUAUCAAACCGUUCCGCAGCUUCCACGGCGCCAGCGUCUACAUUGAGCGGGCUGGGGAACUGGACCUGUUAAUGACGGACGGAGGGCGGCCAGAGCAGGUGUUCUGUUUCCCGGUGGACGGACCUCAGAAGCCAGCCAUCUUCCUCCUGGCGAACCCGCAGAGUGAUAUCAGCCGACGGGCAGUAGGCUUCAGAUAUGAGCUGCUGGGCAUUCGGACCACUGCGCCCAACCUCGGCCAAAGUGUGUUGCAGUGUGAGUAUUUGGCAGUGUUGGAAAAAUUACCCAAUUGUCAUAGUUUAAUAAAAGUAAAUAUUCCUUAAUAGAAAAUGACCCAAGUAAAAGUGAAAGUCACCCAGUAAAAUAUUACUUGAGUAAAAAUGUACAAGUAUUUGGUUUUAAAUAUACUUAAGUAUCAAAAGUAAAUGUAAUUGCAAAAAUAUACUUAUACUUAAGUAUCAAAAGUAAACUAAAAGUAAAAAUCAUUUCAAAUUGCAAUAAGCAAACCAGACGGCACAAUUGUAUUUAUAUUUUUUAUUUAUCGCUAGCCAGGGGCACACUACAACACGCAGAUAUGAUUUACAAACGAAGCAUUUGUGUUUAGUGAGUCUGCCAGAUCAGAGGCAGUAGGCAUGACCAUGGAUAAGUGCGUGAAUUGGACCAUUUUACUGUCCUGCUUAACAUUCAAAAUGUAACGAGUACUUUGGGGUGUCAGGGAAAAUGUAUGGAGUUAAAAGUACAUUAUUUUAUUUAGGAAAGUAGCGAAUUAAAAGUUGUCAAAAAUAUCAAUAGUAAAAUAAAGUACAGAUACCACAAAAAAACUACUUAAGUAGUAGGCUACUUUAAAGUAUUUCUACUUAAGUACUUUACACCACUGGCAUUUGGAGAUAAUAAGAGUUCUCUAUUUGUAUGCCAUGGUAAUAAGAUAUUUAUUUGACACUAUUGUUGAAGUUGCAAUCCCAAUUGUAAAUAGACCUAAUAAUUUAUUGAUAUGAAAAAAUAAUGUAUGUUUUGUCAGUUGUAUUGGUGUCAAAAAAUAACAUUGGAGUCCAGAAUGAAAGUGAUCAACAAGUAUCCUUAAUGCUGAUCAUCAUACCUUCAGUUAUUUUUAAGUGGUUUUUACUUUAGACCCAUAUUCUUCUUGGCCAUCAUUUAACCAUUUCCAAGCAAGUGCAUCAAUAAUAAAACACUGAUACAUUCUAACUUAAUCAUAGAAGACAAUAAACUCCUAGCAUCACAGCACAUGGCACAAGACAUGAGCUCAUUCACUGUGUGGGUGGAAGGGUGUGCUGGGGAGACUGAGGGACAGUUUGGGGCACAAAGAAAUCAGUCAAUUAUCCAAUUAAAGACCAAACCCAAUCUUGCCUGUUCUAGGAAGCACCUGCUGGCCGCUCUGUUGUUUUGUCUGGUGGUAUCAUGUCCACCGGAGGGACAAAACCAGGAAGCAGGAACCAGGUUGGCUGAGGGCCAUUGGCCCCCGGGUAUCUCAAUGGAGAGACCAAAUACUUGUCGGAUUCUGCAGAUGCCUCAUCUCUCUCUCUCUCUCUCUCUCUCUCUCUCUCUCUCUCUCUCUCUCUCUCUCUCUCUGUCUCUGUGUCUGUCUCUGUCUCUGUCUCUCUCUCUCUUUGUGUGUGUGUGGGCCUGUCUCAAUGGGGUGAUGUCUGUCUGGGUCUUUCUCUCCUAAUAUUGACAAGAGUGGAGGGGUUCAGUGGAGAAUACCAGUGACUGGGGUCACCAGUCUGGGGUCAUUCAAUUAGACCGCUAUACAAUAGAAGUCAAAUAUGGAGGUCGAGACUCAUCAAUGCUUUUGAUCUGUGUGGGUAGUGCUAGUAUGGUGGAGGAGAUGUGAAUGGAGUAGAGAGUCACAUGCCAGACAUUCCUCCAUCUGACCCCUUGGCUUGUUGUCUGGAUGAACUGAGGAGGAAUGGAGGGAUGGAUGGAUGGAUGGAGCUGCUGGUAUGUGUGUGUCAAUGGAGUGGCAAGCUGUCUAUAAUCCUCAUCCAUCAAUCAGUUGUCUCAAGCCCAGCCAUCAACUAGGGCGUUGGGUGUGGUCUGAAGUGUUCAAAGUGGGUUCAUCAAGGGUUCUUCUAAGAUCCUCAAAGUUCUUAGAAGAACCUUAGGGUUCUUGGCACUGAAAAUGGCCCCCGAAUGUUUCUUCCAAGAACCCCAUUGGAGGUGGGGUUCAUUGAGGAACUUGCAGGAACCUAACUGCCCAACUGAAACAUUUGGAUUUGAAAGGACAGCAGGUGCAGGCACUUAACUGAAAAAUGUAAAGAACUCCUCAAUUUAAGGUAAGGUUUGUCCCUUGUAUGAUCUAAGUUGAUAUUGUUUCAUGAUGAUACCAUCUAUCUUUCAUAUUUGUGCAAAUCUUUCUAAAACAGAAAAUGGACACAAUUCAAUGGAUAUCAAUCAAAUCAAAUCAAAUUUUAUUGGCCAGAUGCGCCGAAUACAACAGGUGCAGACAUUACAGUGAAAUGCUUACUUACAGCCCUUAACCAACAGUGCAUUUAUUUUAAAUAAAAAAGUAGAAUAAAACAACAAAAAAGUGUUGAGAAAAAAAGAGCAGAAGUAAAAUAAAAUAACAGUAGGGAGGCUAUAUAUACAGGGGGGUACCGGUGCAGAGUCAAUGUGCGGGGGCACCGGCUAGUUGAGGUAGUUGAAGUAAUAUGUACAUGUGGGUAGAGUUAAAGUGACUAUGCAUAAAUAAUUAACAGAGUAGCAGCAGCGUAAAAAGAUGGGGUGGGGUGGGGGGGGGGGGGGGGGGCAGUGCAAAUAGUCCGGGUAGCCAUGAUUAGCUGUUCAGGAGUCUUAUGGUUUGGGGGUAGAAGCUGUUGAGAAGUCUUUUGUACCUAGACUUGGCACUCCGGUCCCGCUUGCCGUGCGGUAGCAGAGAGAACAGUCUAUGACUAGGGUGGCUGGAGUCUUUGACAAUUUUGAGGGCCUUCCUCUGACACCGCCUGGUAUAGAGGUCCUGGAUGGCAGGAAGCUUGGCCCCAGUGAUGUACUGGGCCGUACGCACUACCCUCUAUAGUGCCUUGCGGUCGGAGGCCAAGCAGUUGCCAUACCAGGCGGUGAUGCAACCAGUCAGGAUGCUCUCGAUGGUGCAGCUGUAGAAUAUUUUGAGGAUCUGAGGACCCAUGCCAAAUCUUUUCAGUCUCCAAUCAACAAAGAGGUAAGAAUAUGUAGGCUAUAAGAAUAUGUUGAAAGCUAGCUGUAUUGGGUGCAGAUGACUGAACUGCUCACUUUUGUGUCUGUGUCUGCAGGUAUACAGAUAAGGAGGCAUACAAAGGUAUGUCAAUUGGUAUUGGUAUGUAAUGCAGAUCACAUUUACCAUCCUCCACCAUCCUCCACCUAUACCUCUUCAAUGAAUAUCCCAUAGGCCUCUACAUUAUGGAUAAGGUACGUGUAUGAAAACCAUUAUCAAAACAGUUUUCUUCAUUCACAUUCACCACAAAAACCAAGGAAUGAAUACUGUCUUGUGCAUGUUUUGUUAAUGAUCUGUAUAAUUAAAACAUUUUGGAUUCACAGACUUCACCCUCCCUACACCUCUGAUGAAUAUAACAGGAAACCUGUUCAAUCACCAUGCACUGCAAAAUCAUUCUGGCUAUGGAUACGGAGAACAUCAACACAUUAACAUCAACACGGCAGAGGAUAUAUGCAUUGGACUUGGGGCUCUGCUGGGAGUUUACCUCAUAUUUUGAUUUUUUUAUUCUGCUAUGCCACUAAAAUCAUAAUAAACACUGAGAACUAAAAUAUUGUGUUAUUGUUAUGCGUAUUAUUAUAAUAAUAAUAAUUAUUAUUAUUAAUAAUAGGGGGGGGGGGGGGGGGGGGAGUAAAACAAUUCACCCCAAAAUAUUAUUCAAAAGGUUAUUUGAGGAUCCAUUAAAAGGGGUUCUUUGAACGGUUCUUCAAAUAACUUAUAGAGGUUCCCCCACAGUUUCAAUUUGAAGAACCCCUAAAGGAUACUCCAGGAAACUUUUAUUUUUAGAGUAUAAGGUGUUGGGUGUGAUCUGAAGUGUUCAAAGUACACCCUCACAGUAGGGCAUUGGGUGUGGGGGGAGAGAGAGAGAGAGAGAGAGAAUAAUUGGAGAGAAAGAGAGAGAGUGGUGAGAAGACAAGUGAAGUGAAAGGAUGUGCAUUGGUGCUCCACAGGGUGAUGUGUGCCCCUUUCCUCUGCAUAGACCCACACUCUUUCUCUAAACUUCUCUCUCUCUCCUCCCACAGCUAGCUGCCGUCCCUGCAAUGACACAGAGCUCCUCCUGGCCAUCUGCAGCAGUGACUUUGGUAUGUAUCAAUAGAACAUAAAUACUGAAUAAUUGUUCUUAUUUACAAAUCUAGACUCUAUAUCAAACACGUAUGAAACAUUUAUAAAAACGGUAAACAGCUAUAGCUUUUGACUCCUUGUGUCCUAACUCCUUAGUUCUCCAUAGAUCCAUGUAGCCCAAUCUGUCCCCUCAUCUGCUGGGUAUCACCACUAAUUUAUGCUACAAAGGUCUGGGGUGGAGUGAGUGAGUGGGUGUUGGAAAGGAGAUUUUGGGUCUGUGUGGAGGGAUGGGUUGGGGUUGGGGUUGGGGUUGGGGUUGGGGGGGCUAGUGGGCCUGAUCUGUUCCCAGAAAGCAGCUUUCAUAGCUGGGCAGAGGGGCCUGACAGAUGUGGGUGCUGAGGCUGCACAAUGGCAGACACGUUGGCUUAAGGCUGCAACAGAGCAGAAGCAAUAGUACCAUUGAGUCCACUCCAUUUAUAGGCUGACUCCCGUGCCCUGAUCUCACAAAUCACCAUCAUUGACUUUUUGAUGAGAGAAAAUAGCUGGCUAAUGAAAGUGUAAAUGGCCACGGAGAGUGAAAGGAGGGAAUGGAGGGAUUUCUGUGCAGUGAUAAUAAAGGAGUGGGGGAUGUGGAGACAGAGAGGAGUGAGAGGGAGUGGGGGAUGUGGAGACAGAGAGGAGUGAGAGGGAGUGGGGGAUGUGGAGACAGAGAGGAGUGAGAGGGAGUGGGGGAUGUGGAGACAGAGAGGAGGGAGAGGGAGUGGGGGAUGUGGAGACAGAGAGGAGUGAGAGGGAGUGGGGGAUGUGGAGACAGAGAGGAGUGAGAGGGAGUGGGGGAUGUGGAGACAGAGAGGAGUGAGAGGGAGUGGGGGGUGUGGAGACAGAGAGGAGUGAGAGGGAGUGAGGGAUGUGGAGACAGAGAGGAGUGAGAGGGAGUGAGGGAUGUGGAGACAGAGAGGAGUGAGAGGGAGUGAGGGAUGUGGAGACAGAGAGGAGUGAGAGGGGUGGGGGAUGUGGAGACAGAGAGGAGUGAGAGGGAGUGAGGGAUGUGGAGACAGAGAGGAGUGAGAGGGAGUGGGGGAUGUGGAGACAGAGAGGAGUGAGAGGGAGUGAGGGAUGUGGAGACAGAGAGGAGUGAGAGGGAGUAGGGGAUGUGGAGACAGAGAGGAGUGAGAGGGAGUGGGGGAUGUGGAGACAGAGAGGAGUGAGAGGGAGUGAGGGAUGUGGAGACAGAGAGGAGUGAGAGGGAGUGAGGGAUGUGGAGACAGAGAGGAGUGAGAGGGAUUGAGGGAUGUGGAGACAGAGAGGAGUGAGAGGGAGUGGGGGAUGUGGAGACAGAGAGGAGUGAGAGGGAGUGAGGGAUGUGGAGACAGAGAGGAGUGAGAGGGAGUGAGGGAUGUGGAGACAGAGAGGAGUGAGAGGGAGUGAGGGAUGUGGAGACAGAGAGGAGUGAGAGGGAGUGGGGGAUGUGGAGACAGAGAGGAGUGAGAGGGAGUGGGGGAUGUGGAGACAGAGAGGAGUUUUUGGAGGGAAGAUUUGAAUCCCUUUUCCACUCAUACUCACACAGCAAGAUCCUGUUCACUUUAUAAUUUCCCUCUUUGCCACUUUAAAAAAAACACGUUAUUGAAAUGCACACAAUAAUUUAGAUCAGUAGAAUCAUACUGUAUUGGUGGCUGUUUAAUUGAUACAUUUCUCAUCUUUCUGUUUAUAUAAUUGGUUUUCAUUACAAUAAAACAUAAGGUUUAUUAACAUAACCAUAAAUUAUUAGGCUAACUGAAAACAGUCUCUAAUGUUAGUCCCCUCCUCUGCCCCUCCAGUGGUUCGCGGAUCCAUCAGGAACGUAUCCCACAAUGCUGAGCGGCAGACAUCAUUGGUGGAGGUCUCAGAGGGGAGGGUGUACCGGCAGCGUAGCGGGGUGUUCGAGCGCCACAACCGGCACCAUAGGGGUUCCCGGUUCCAGUUCCACCUGGCACGGUCACAUCCACACACUGUUACAGUGUCACGUAAAGCCUGGGGGCGGAGAGUUCCUCUUCACAGGGACAGAACACUUUGGGGAGGCCUGGCUGGGCUGUGCCCCCCGCUACAAAGACUUCCUGUCCCUCUACCAAUCAGCUUGGGCGGCUCGUCAGAACCCCUGUGAGUUCCCGCUGGACUGA
Messenger RNA from Coregonus sp. 'balchen', 7032 nucleotides. The record is from the annotation of a GenBank genome assembly. NCBI's taxonomy places the organism in Eukaryota, Metazoa, Chordata, Actinopteri, Salmoniformes, Salmonidae.